AUGCAGAACGGGGAGCCGGGUGCCCCUGGCUUGCCAGGCCCACCAGGGCCAAAAGGUGCACCAGGGAAGCCUGGAGCUGCUGGUGAAGCCGGAUUGCCUGGCCUUCCUGGAGUGGAUGGUUUAACAGGAACCGACGGCCCACCUGGCCCAAAUGGGCCUCCAGGAGACCGUGGUGCAUUAGGACCUGCCGGGCCACCUGGAUCAGCUGGCAAAGGACUACCAGGACCUCCAGGGCCUCCCGGACCCAGUGGGCUCCCAGGUGGAAAUGGAUUUCGGGGUCCUCCUGGACCUUUUGGUUUGCCAGGAUUCCCAGGGCCUCCUGGACCACCUGGACCUCCUGGUCUUCCAGGCACUCUUCCCGAUGGCGGUGGGGACCUUCAGUGCCCAGCUCUGUGCCCACCGGGUCCCCCAGGUCCCCCAGGGAUGCCAGGGUUCAAGGGACACACUGGUCACAAAGGAGAACCUGGCGAAAUAAAAAAAGGAGAAAAGGGCAAUCCUGGCCCCCCCGGUCCUCCAGGCAUUCCCGGCAGCGUUGGCCUGCAGGGCCCAAGAGGACUGAGAGGCCUCCCAGGGCCAAUGGGUCCGGCUGGUGACAGAGGUGACAUCGGUUUCAGAGGGCCACCUGGAAUCCCAGGACCUCCAGGAAAAGCUGGAGUUCAAGGAAACAAAGGACCUCAAGGAUUCAGAGGGCCCAAAGGCGAUACUGGUAGACCUGGACCAAAAGGAAACCCAGGGGCUCGUGGGCUCAUAGGAGAACCUGGCAUGCCUGGCAAGGAUGGACGGGAUGGAGCUCCUGGACUCGAUGGUGAGAAGGGUGAUGCAGCUCGCAUGGGUGCUCCUGGGGAGAAGGGGCCAAACGGACUCCCUGGACUGCCUGGAAGAGCCGGUAUCAAAGGCUCAAAGGGUGAACCAGGCAGUCCUGGAGAGAUGGGAGAGGCAGGUCCCUCUGGAGAGCCGGGCAUCCCUGGCGAUGUCGGUAUUCCUGGUGAGAGAGGUCUGCCGGGACCCAGAGGAGCAACUGGGCCGCUUGGUCUUCAAGGCCCGAUGGGAGCCCCCGGCGUCAGAGGUUUCCAGGGUCCCAAAGGUGCCAGUGGUGAACCUGGCCUUCCUGGUCCAACUGGAAUUCGUGGAGAGUUAGGUGACAGGGGUCCUACUGGUGUUCCUGGCCCCAAAGGUAACCAGGGAAUUGCUGGAGCCGAUGGCCUCCCAGGUGACAAAGGAGAACUGGGUCCCUUUGGUCCCCCCGGCCAAAAAGGAGAGCCAGGAAAAAGAGGAGAACUUGGUCCAAAAGGUGUCCAAGGACCUAAUGGGACAGCUGGAGUACCAGGAAUCCCAGGACAUCCAGGCCCCAUGGGCCAUCAGGGGGAGCAAGGUGUUCCUGGCAUCACAGGAAAACCGGGGCCUCCUGGCAAAGAGGCCAGCGAGCAGCAUAUAAGAGAACUCUGUGGGGAAAUGAUAAAUGAUCAAAUUGCACAGCUGGCUGCUAAUCUGAGGAAGCCCUUGUCUCCUGGAAUGACGGGUCGUCCUGGCCCAGCUGGUCCCCCAGGUCCUCCUGGAGCAACGGGAAGUGUUGGGCAUCCUGGUCCUCGUGGUCCCCCAGGAUACAGAGGGCCAACAGGAGAACUUGGUGAUCCUGGUCCCAGAGGUGACACCGGCGAAAAGGGAGAUAAAGGACCUGUUGGCCAAGGUAUCGAUGGGCCUGACGGCGAUCAGGGACUCCAAGGACCACCUGGUGUACCUGGAAUUACGAAAAAUGGACGCGAUGGUGCUCAGGGUGAACCCGGUCUUCCAGGGGAUCCUGGUAUUCCUGGGGCUAUUGGGGCUCAGGGAACUCCAGGAAUAUGUGACACGUCAGCCUGCAUGGGAGCUGUCGGAGCAUCGACUUCCAAAAAAUCAUAAAGCCACAGCCCAAGAAGCAAAGAAGUGACUGAAUAUUUAAACAAAGCGUGCAUUGUAAGAAAAGAGAUUCCUCCUAGCGAUCACCGACAGAUGUUCCUUCUGUUGCAUUAAGUGGAGACUCUGACACAGUUCUAUGAAAAAGCAAGCAUCCGGUGAAAACUCGGAAUCCAAAGAUGCUUUAUGAGUGGUUUUUUCC
Eurypyga helias (sunbittern) is the source of this 2095-nucleotide messenger RNA. It is a transcript of the gene COL9A3, whose product is annotated as collagen, type IX, alpha 3. The record is from RefSeq and is a predicted model, not a curated record. Gene Ontology annotation, cellular component: basement membrane. Lineage: Eukaryota; Metazoa; Chordata; Aves; Eurypygiformes; Eurypygidae. The transcript is spliced from 31 exons. Bases 1 to 1899 code for a protein of 632 amino acids.